UGAUUGUUUAUUGCGUUGCUGGGCCUGUGUUAUAUUACAUCUACCUGUGCCGUACCCGCUUAUGAAUCGAUAGUCGUCGCUUAGAAAUCAAUCUGGAUAUGAACAAUGCAUGAAUGUUAUAGAAGUACGCUGGAAUCUACAUUUAAACAGCUUGCUUCCAAUGGGCCUGCACAAUGGGGACACGGGAAACAAGGGGCCCGAGAUGUAAGAUAAAAAGGGAAGCAGACGACGCGGACUAGUCAACUUUACACAAUGGCACAUAUCUACAACGCCAAAACCACGGCGAACGAGUUGACGAACGACUUGGCUCAUGAAAUCAGUGGCAAAGUUGUAAUGAUAACUGGCCCAUCCCCAGGCAGUAUCGGAGCGACUUUCGUCAAGAGCAUUGCAAAGGCGCAGCCUGGUCUUUUGGUGCUGGCCGGUCGCAAUCUUACCAGUAUACAGAGAACGGCCGACGGACUUGCUGCCAACCAUCCCGCUAUCCAGGUUCGCCUGCUCGAGCUGGAUGUAGGCUCUCUAGCCGCGGUCCGCACAUCAGCCGCGACUUUCAAUGCUUGGGACGAUGUUCCAAAGCUCGACGUUCUUAUCAACAAUGCAGGCAUCUGGGCGGUUGAAUUUGCACUGUCAAAGGAUGGUUAUGAGUCAACCUUUGCCACGAACCAUCUGGGGCCUUUCCUCUUCACAAACCUGAUCAUGAAGAAGAUCCUAGCUUCCUCGUCACCACGAGUGGUCAACGUCAGCAGUAACGGCCAUCGCCUAAGUCCAAUCCGUUGGGGCGACUAUAACUUUCGGGAUGGAGAGACGUACAACAAAUGGUCCGCUUACGGCCAGUCGAAGACGGCCAAUAUGUUGUUUGCUCUCUCCCUGGCCAAGACGCUGGGACCGAAGCUUCUAGCUUUCAGUCUCCACCCCGGUACCAUCCUUACCAACAUGACAAGUCCAAUCGGAGAGGCAGGUAUGGCUGCUAUUCGUGAUAGUGACAAGGCAAUGGGAAACGCCGAGGCGUGGAAGGAGUACAUAUUCAAAUCAGAACAGGAGGGUGCUGCAACCCACAUCUACGCAGCGUUUGAGCCCAGUCUUUCAGCAAAUAACGGCGCAUAUCUGGAGGACAGUCAUGUUGCAGACCCGUGGGUUCAAACAGUCAAGCCGUGGGGAACUAGUACUGUCGAAGCAGAAAGGCUGUGGAAGUUGAGCGAGAAUCUCGUGGGCGAGACGUUCAACUACUAAGCAAAGGAGUUUUAACA
Molecule: messenger RNA, 1244 nt
Organism: Truncatella angustata
Lineage: Eukaryota; Fungi; Ascomycota; Sordariomycetes; Amphisphaeriales; Sporocadaceae
Exons: 4
Coding region: 253-1227 (324 amino acids)
Source: RefSeq, a predicted model, not a curated record